Neogale vison (American mink) is the source of this 5500-nucleotide messenger RNA. RefSeq names its product cilia and flagella associated protein 46 (gene CFAP46). Bases 14 to 5500 code for a protein of 1828 amino acids. Lineage: Eukaryota; Metazoa; Chordata; Mammalia; Carnivora; Mustelidae. Gene Ontology annotation, biological process: axoneme assembly; cilium movement involved in cell motility. The record is from RefSeq and is a predicted model, not a curated record. The transcript has 40 exons. Gene Ontology annotation, molecular function: protein binding.
UCGGUGCGGCGCCAUGGACCUGGCCAUCACGCAGGAGCUGGCCCGCGCCCAGAGCCAGCAGGAUGAGGCCUCCCUGAAGAGGGCCUACGAGCUGAUCAAGUCGGCCAACCUCGGGAGGUCAGAGUUUGACCCCAUGGAAAGCUUCAGCCCCGAUCUGUUUGUUUUGUGCGCAGAACAAGCCCUGAAGAUGGGGCACCCCGCCCUGAGCGAUGACUGCCUCCGGAUGUACUUCAAGGUGAAGGGGCCCGUCACCCAGUUCCUGGGCCGAGCGCACCUGUGCAGGGCCCAGCUCUGUGCCCCCAAGUCCACCGAAAACCUGGAGGAAUUUGAAAAUUGUGUGACUCAGUAUAUGAAGGCAAUAAACUUUGCAAAAGCAGAACCCAGGUACUACUUCCUGGUGUAUAACGCAUCGGUCCUCUACUGGCACAUGGUGAGGCCGUUUCUCAAGCCGGGCUUUCACCACCGUCUGCUCUCCAGCCUGGCCCAGAUUGUCAGUGUGCUGCACCAGACUGAGGAGGAAGACAAGGACUGGCGCGCUGAGCUGAUGCUGGAGCUUCUGGACUGUUAUCUCCAAGCCGGAAAAAAGGACGAGGCCGCAAAAUUUUGUGUCACCGCAGCACCGUUUAUAAAAGCUAACGUGCCGCACAGAUACCGACACAUGUAUUCCGUCAUGGUGCGACACGGACUGGCGGACGAGCAACAGUUAGCGGAAGAGAAGAAGACCUCCACCAGCCUGGCCGUCACUUACCACAUCAACGUGCUGAAAGCGAAAUUGGAUAAGAAUGAGUUACCUGAAGAUGUGGGUGCGAUUCUGAAGGAGGCCUACGGACAUUUAAGUUCCUACAAUCACCAGCGCUCCCCUGCGGUCCGAGAGGAGAAAAUUCUUCUGCUCUUCGAACUGGCCCGGCUCUCUCUGGCCUUGAAGUGUGAGGAGAUCGCCUCCGCCUGCCUCUCCGACCUGCAGAGUGUCGACGGCAGAGAUCCUGGGAAGCUGAUUGAAAUCGAGUGCCUGGAGUGUGAACUGGAAGCUUUGAGUCUCGAAAGUAAACUUGAAGUCUAUGUCCGAGCGGCCGUUGAGAUGCAGCUGAGCAUAGUCCAGAGGCUCGACGUGGCCCUGCAGCGAGCUGUGCGCCUGGGCGAGCCGGGGCCCAUCCACGCGGUGUGUGCUACGCAGUGGAACAUGUGUCUCCCUCUGCUGCAGCACAACCUGCGGCGCCAGCUGCGGAAGCCGCUGAGCAACGUCGCCGAUGUCCUGGAGAAGGCAGACAGCCUCAUGGUCCUGCUCCGCUGCCAAGUGCACAUGGAGAUGGCGCACAUUGAGGAGGACGAGGACCGGCUGGAGCCGGCCAUCCAGCACCUGCAGAAGGCCGUGCUCCUGGACAGCCUCGGCCUCUACCAGGACAAGCUCACCAGUGACUUGAACCGGCUGCGCCUGUGCACCAUGCUGUACCAGUCCCCCGAGCGUGCCGAGGACAAGGCCAUCAUGGCCAUUGAGCAGGCGAAGAAGGCUGUCCCCAAGGACAGCGUCAGGAAGAAGCGGGCUCUCCUGGUGAACGCGGGCCUGGCGCUGGCCCCUGACACCUUCCAAAUUGUGCUCGACAGCGAGAAUGAGGCCAAAGUGUCCAUGGGGAAAGUCAGGGGCCGCUUCACCUACCUGUUUGCGAAGGCGCGGCACCACAUGGUCAGCGUGGACAAAGCCGCCGGGCACCUGCGGCGUCUGGGGGCCGAGAACGACAAGGAGAGAAUCCAGAUCUGGGCGGAGCUCGCCAAAGUGUCCCGGAAGCAAGGCGUGUGGGACGUCUGCCGGGCGGCGAGCCGCUUCUGCCUCCUGUACGACAACGUCAAGGUGAAGAGGCUGGCGCAGCUGAAGAAAGGAAAGAAGAGGAGGGGCGGAGACAGCCCGGCCCAGGACGCCUGGGGCCCGUCGGAGGUCACCCUGCAGAGGCAGACGAGCCCCAGCCUGCUGCGCACGUUUGCGGAAGUGGGCUUCAUCAGCGCGGAGGCCACGGUGCACUUGCUGCGCUCCGAGGGUGUGGAGCUGAACAGCCGUCCCCGCCCCCCGGAGGACCUGAGCCAGCACUCAGCCGGCUACACGGUCGAGUCCCCGGAGGACAACGCGCAGUGGAUCACGUACCGGACCUGGGUCGAGGGUCUGUCGCAGAGCGCCAUGGGCAGCUGGCUGCGGUCUGCUGAGAUCGGACGGGAGCUCCAGGAGGGCUGGAUCGUGCAGAACGCGGUGGUCUACGUCCUGAACCACAACUAUCACCUCAUUGUGGCCGGGCGGCAGAGGGAGCUCGUGGACACCUUGGACCACCUCCUGAGCAUUGUCAAGGCCACGGGCCACAGCGGACACCCCACCGUGCUGGCCAUGCUCUGUAACACGCUGGCCCGCGGCUUGAUCAUUAAGUGGAUUCCAGCCCACGUGCCAGAAAAAUCGAAGAGACCCGUACGCUCCAACCUGUUUCACGCCCCACUGGACUCGGUGGCCAGCUCUGAAGUCAGGACCGCCGUGGAGGUCUGCGAGUUUGCCCUGAGCCCGACGGACGGGCCUGUGCCCGAGGAGGUGCUGCCCACCAGCGCCCGGCAGCAGCUCGUCGCCACCUGGGUGAAGGGCAAGCAGCUGCUGCAGCAGCAGGUCGGGCCGCGGCUGGGCGUGGACGAGCAGAGUCCCAACGAGGACAUCGACUUGGUGACGCAGGUCCUCGUCGCUCUGGAGAUGUACUCCUGCAACGGGCUGGGCCUCAUGGACUUCGCCGUGCCCCCCCUGGCCCAGCUGGUGAGGACGGCGUCCGAGUGCGGCUGGUCCGACCCGCUGGUGGGGCUGCAGACCCUGAUGCGACUCACGCGCUUCGCCCACGCCGCGCGCGACCACGAGCUCACCAUGCUCUGCUCGCAGAAGGCCGCCCAGAUGGGCGUCAGACUCCUGCGGGCCUGCGACCCGGUCGAGACUGAACUGGUGGCGGAGAUGCUGAGCACCACAGCCUGCCUCCGGGGCAGGAGCAUCAUGGAGAACCUGAAGGGGAGAAAGCAGCUGCGCCUGGCGGCCGCCAAGGCCUUCAUAAAAAGUGCCAAGUUUGGGGGCAUUGCAAGGAGCAGCGCCCUGGUGAUGGUGGCUGUGAGGCACUACUGGAACACCUGGCUUCCGUUCCUGGCCUCCGCAGCCAGCAGGAGGACAACCAAGAACGUCCUACAGCGGAUCAUCAGCAUCAUCAACAAGACAGAAGCGAAAAAGCAGGGAAAGGGGAAAGUGCUGCUUCUUCACCAGUGGCCUACGGCGGACUCCCACAGUGGAGGGAUGACAGAAGGUCACUUUCUCCCAGGUGCCGAGGACGACCUGACGCUGCGCGCCGCGCUCUACGGGCUGCUGUUCCACUGCCACGCGGACCUCGGGGACUGGGAGGGCGGCCUCAAGGUGCUGGACGAGGCGGUGCAGGUGCUGCCGCGGACGGCCCACCGCCUCUUGAUUUUUAAACAUAUGGUCAUGGUGAAAGCCAAACUUGGCCAGAACUUCACCAUGGAAAUCCAGAAGUUCAAGGACGAGAGGGAAGAUUAUCUGGCACACAUGUGGCGCCAACUGGCCUUGAACUCGAGCAGCGCGUCCGGGCAGCUGGUCUGCCACCACAACGCCAUCCGGGCCCUGCAGAAACCAGAGAGCGAGUGGCAGAAAGUUGAGUACAUCCUGGAGCUCAGCGGAUGGCUGUACUACAAGCAGUUUCCUAUGGAAGAUGUGAUUUUCCACCUGCAGUGGGCGGUCGACAUCCUGACGCUGAUCACCCCGGCCAGGGACAGGCCUGAGGGGGCAGAGGAGCCAGUGUCCACUCCGGAAGCCCCAGAAAGCAUGGUGUCCAAGGACACGGGGACAGUCCCCGUGGAGAAGCUCUGGAACGUGAGGCAGCUGGAGGCACUGGCCCGGGCCUACACCCUGCUGGCGCUGAUGGUGUCCCCGAGCGCCGCCGGCUAUGAGGAAUACUGCCUCCUGGCCUACAUGUGCCUCAGGCGCAUCUGGCAGGUGUCUUUAUUAACAGCAGGAAAAGCAAUUUCAGAAAGCAAAAUUCUAGAAGCAACAGCCAGCUCACAUUUGUUAUUGCCUAAAAAAGAAAAGGACAAGAAGAAGGGGAAGGACAGAGAGAAGGGCAAAGACCCCAAGCAGCAGCAAAGCGCCGCCGCGGGCAAGCAGCUCCAGGACGCGCCGGCCAGCGUGGAAGAAUGGGCUUCCUACUGCUGCCCCGAAGGAGUGAUGUCACUGUUCCGACAUGAUAACAGCGACUUUACCAUUAACCCCUCCAGCAUCCGGAAGCCGACGUACACUUUGUACUAUCUGGACCACUUGGUCAGAGCCCUGCAGAAGCUGUCCCUUCACGAGCUCACCGUCCCGCUCCUGCAGCUGGGGGCAGCCAUCGCGGCCGCGGUGGUGGACAGCAAGAGCCUCGGAGACCUCUACCACCUGCGACUUGCCCUUGCUUGUUCCGACUUGAAAUUGAGAGAAGCAGCUACUCACCACGAGGAGCAGGCCGGGCGGACCUACAUCUACGAUCUGGAGCAGGCGAGCUGCAGAAAGGAAAUUGCCUUGAGAAAGGAGAAGAAUAAGGUAGCGGUCUUAGACGACAGUGUGCCGACGCCGGCUGAGCCCGGAACUGCAGUGCCGCCCCCGGAGACGAAGCCCCUCGUGGCCCAAGACAAGCUCCUGACGGUGAACGGAGACACGGGGAGGGGCCUGGAAGGGACGUCCUUCCCCCAGCUGUGGAUGCUCAAAGCCGACGUGCUGCUGGAGAUGGACCUGCACCAGCCCGCGAGGCUGCUGCUGGCGGAGGCCUGCCUGGCCUUCCAGGAGCUUGGGGACCCUUGUGCGGAAGCAAAGUGCCUGCACCUUCUAGCGCAGCUGUCGAACAAGGAGAAGAACCACGCGCGCGCCCUGACGCUGCUGGAGAAGGCCCAGCGCCUGGGCGGGGACGAGGAGUUCUGGCACAGCUCCGCGCUGACCCUGGCAGACGCGCUCCUGGCCACGGGAGGCGAAGGCAGCAAAGUGACGGCCUGCCGGGAGUUGCAGAGACUCAUCGACGUCUUCAGGGACCUGCAGAGGGAGAGACCGAACCGAGCGCCCAUCCUGGAGUUUAUGAGCACAGACCUGGAAGCCAGAUGUGUGAGCCUCCGGGUCAGGGCCGUCGAGGACCUCGCUGGCUGUGAGCCUCCCGAGCGCUUGCUCCUGCUGACCGAGCUGCACGAUCGUUUGAUGGAGAUUGAGAAAAAGCUGACCGCCUGCGGCUACAAAGAGAAGUGUGUGGACAUAAAACUAGAGCGCGCAAAGAUCAAGAGAUUAUGCGCCCGACACGAAAGAGGGGAAGGGCAGAGAACGGCGUAUCACCUGGAGGCCUACGACUUGGUCCAGAGCGCCGUGGCCGAGGCAGAGGCACUGUUUCUCAGCGUGCGGGGCUUACUGUCCUCGCAGGAGUCCGGCUGGGACGCAGCAUUGCAGCAAGAUUCGCCCUCCCUUCCGAAAUAA